This is a messenger RNA of Dreissena polymorpha, 2691 nucleotides long. RefSeq names its product acyl-coenzyme A thioesterase 9, mitochondrial-like. Lineage: Eukaryota; Metazoa; Mollusca; Bivalvia; Myida; Dreissenidae. The transcript is spliced from 14 exons. The coding region runs from base 233 to 1549 and encodes 438 amino acids. Gene Ontology annotation, cellular component: mitochondrion. The record is from RefSeq and is a predicted model, not a curated record. Gene Ontology annotation, biological process: acyl-CoA metabolic process. Gene Ontology annotation, molecular function: fatty acyl-CoA hydrolase activity.
AUUGUAAGUAGGUCAGUCAAUGAAUAUUACGACUCUAGUGCAGUGACUGUACAUUUGGUAGUAUAGACCAUUCAGCAAGGAAUUAGUGAUCAGGAUUUUUGUAACUUGACAUUCUUUGUGUUUGUUUAGAUCAGGAUAUAUGUAAAGAGUGUAUUGAGACAUUGCGAUUGUGUUUAGCGGUGCAGUUUGAUCAUUGAGUUUAGCCAAUUGGAUUUAAAACUACUGAGUUUGCAUGAUGCAGCGACUCAUCCUUCAUUGGCUAAGGAGGCCAUGUAAAGUUGAUAUUCUUCGAAGGACACUCAUAUCCAACGCUAGUAAUAGGGAGACUUUAACCAUUGAAGAAACAACGGAGAAAUUAAAGUUGCUUGUAGGAGAACGGACAAGAUGCGGAUCAUCGACUGCUGACUCACUUUUCGCCCCUGUUGCAACAAGUCAGGAUGAUAUACCACCUAGAACGAUGGCACACAGCUUCCGGAAGGUUGUUAUCCCUCUGGGCACCAACCCAAUGGUGAAGGAGAAAUAUAUCAACUUCUACCAAGGCAUCAGAUUUGGGAGAAUUCUGGAAGACCUUGACAUGUUUGCAGUUGCCAUUUGUUACGUGCACUCCCACGACCCUGUACAUCGUGAUAUGAAUUCUCCACUCAAUAUUGUCACAGCUCUGGUGGACAGAAUAGUGCUGUCAGAGCAGCCAAUACUUCCUGACCGGGACAUCAGGAUGCAAGGCAAAGUGACCUGGGCCGGAAAGACAUCUAUGGAGGUUACAAUGAAGCUUGACCAGGAAAUUGAUCAGAGUUGGAAGCAAUUGCUUGAAGCAAAAUUUGUGAUGGUUGCAAGAAAUGCCGCUACUAAAAGUGUUGCUGUAAUAAACAAGCUUAUACCGGAAGGUCCCGAAGAGGAGGCAUUGUUCAAGCUCGGUGAAGAAACGAAGGCUCAGCGAAUGUUGGAAAGUCAGAAGACAUUGUUAAAGACACCACCAGACGAGAACGAACGUCUUCUGAUACAUAACCUGUUCCUAGAGACCCUGGAUCCGAAAGCAUCCACGUUCAAAGUUCGGGUGAAACCAGAACGCUCUGUUUGGAUGGAGGAUACCAUCGUGAAGAAGCUGGUCAUUUGCUUUCCAGAAGAACGUAAUCUCUACAACAAGAUCUUUGGCGGUUUUCUGAUGCGAAAGGCUUUUGAGCUGGCCUAUGCAAAUGCUUGUUUCCAUUGUAAAGGUAACGCUAAAGUCCUGGUGGUCGACAAUAUUGCCUUCAAGAAAUCAGUGGAAAUAGGCUCGUUCUUGUUCCUUUCAUCACAGGUUGUGUACACGUUGGACAAUCAAAUGAUGGUGAAGGUACACGCCGAGGUUGUCAACCCGAAAGACGAUUCAAGGGAGACUACCAAUGACUUAUACUUCCUGUUUGCGGCGCAGACCACAGAAGUACCGAGAGUGAUACCGAAGUCUUAUGCAGAGUCUAUGCUUUAUCUGGAUGGCAAGAGACACUUUGAUUUCGUGAAAGACAACUGGUCUCAGGGAUCAAAUGUGAACGGCCAAUUCCCUCAAGUUUAAUCGGGAAAUAUUUUGAAAGUAAAAAUUAGAAUAAUUUAUGUCUAGAUACAUAAACAACAUUUGAUGUCAAAUGAUCAAGCAAUUAUUCCACACAACUGCUGUAUAGCUAGUAACCUUCAUUCGUGUAUAUGUGAAUGAUAUACUUGUAAUCAAUUUGUUUCGCACCUGAAAUAUAGCGGGUUUUUUUAACAAAGCUUGUUUAUAACAUUUGAAUAUAAUUUAUGUUUUGCACCAUCCUUGUUCAGAACAAUUUACAUUUUUUGACGAUGCUGCGAAGCAGCUUGUCUAAGUUAUUAAACCAUGAAAACAUUCUUCACAAUGGCGACCUAUUUAAAAGUCCGAGCCAGUCCGAUUGAGAUAGCUCGAUUUUUCUAAUCGGCAUACCUCGCUGAUUAUUAUUGAUAAAGGUAAAGGUUACAAUAUACCAAAAGAUUUCCUACACAAAUUCAAUGUAAAAGCAAUAACUUAAACAAAAAAUAAAGUCAAACUUUUGCGCAUAGAGACCCCCAUAACCAUACCUUUUCUUAAAGAGCAUUCCAAGCCGCAAUGAUUUAGACAAUUAAAAAGGGGGGUCAUGCGUUUUGCAAGAAAGAACUCGAUGCGAAUCAGCGGUCACUGAUUUACAGCCAUCAAUUUACCGGGUUCGUACCAGUGGAUGAGUGUUUCCCGCCAUCUGUCAAAGUCUCAUGUAGUCUUUAACCUUCAAGCAAAUGAGUGAAUUUCUGUUGAACAUCAAUGUUUUCCCUACCACAUGCACAAAAAACAUUCUAAAAUAAAGUCAUGGCAAGUGCCCACACAGAAAAUUGUGUCUUCUUAUAAAUGAUGUUCAGGUUUUUAAAGAGUAUAGCAUUGCACUCCCAAAAGAUUUAGUAUAUUGUAACCUAAAGGAAGCUCAGCUAUAAAUAGGACAGCAUAUUCUGGGAAAAAGAUAUAAUAAUAGUUUGAAAACAUUAAUUAUAAUCAGUUAUAUUCAAUCUAUUAUAUGUUUAUAGAUCAAUUAAACAACUAUGCAUUUUCUGUAUUGUAUUUGACAUUUGUCGUGAUUUUGUAAAUAAAUUGCGAAUUAAAACGUGUAUAAUUAACGUUUAACGCGAUCAUGAGUGUAAAGAAAACGAAUUAUUUCGAACCUGCCAUUUGUAAAC